AUAUAAAAAAGACAGACAAAUAUGUACAUUGAGUACUGCUGUUCAGUUGGCUCGUUUCUGGCCAAAUUUCAUAAUGGCAUACGUAGCAUCAUGACAUUUACACUUGCAGUCGUGUUCAGCGAAAAUUAAUUAAAUGGAAUUCAAUGGAGUUCACAAUGGUAAUAUUGAAAUACAGUUUCUCAAAUAUUGAUAAAAAUAUAUAUUCUUGCAUCAAACAAAAUAAUAACAUUUGAAAAAAAGAAAUUAAUAAAAGGUGGUUAAAUGGGGCUCUAAGCUUACUUUUUUUUAAUGUAAAAAUAAAAAUAAAAAAUUAGGAGCCCAGUCAAAAAUUUCAGGAGCACCUUCUAAUCAAUAAUCAAAAACUCUGAUGAAAUAUUAGCCUUCCCAUUACAAGAUGAUAUUUGACUCCUUAAAGUGAUUUACAGGGAAUUUAGUUUUUACACCUUUGUAAUGGCAUUUUUCUAACUUCAUUAAAAAUAUGUCAUCUUUUAAGUCAAAUUAAAAAAAUAUAUGUAUAAUUCGUUUAAACUAUCUAAUUAAAACAACAGAAUAAACUCAAGUAGAAAAAGUUACCAAUCAAAUUAAAUCAGUAUUAAUUUUUUAUUUUUUUUUCUACAGAGGUGGCACUAAACAACACAAAAGUGGCUUGUUAGGUAUAGACAUUAAAUGAAUCGAAUUCGUCCAAAUUUAAACAAACUAAAUAACAGAAAAGAUACUUUAAAAAUGGAAUUAAAACUGCCAGUAGGUGGUGGCAAAUCAUUGAGUUUAUCACUGAAUCAUUUAUUCAAUUGAUUUGUUCAAAUGACUAAUUAAUUCAGGAAUGAAGCAAGUGACUGGCUUUGUGAAUGGGUAAUUGAUUCAGAUUCAUUUAAAAACAGGGAACCCUGGUUAUCAUUCCUAUUUUUUCAGGUCAAUUAUGAACAAUAGGUAAAAUUGAACUGCUUGCGAAAACUUGAGAGAAUUGUGUGCUCCAAAUAUUUGAAUGGCUCCUCCCCUUUGAUUGGCCCCUCAACUAAUCUCACUUUAAACUUUUGCCAUAGCUUGAGAGCUUUGGUCAACAUUUUCUGUUGACCAAAACGCUGCUGUUGUUGUUGUUUUUAUGUGUUUGACUGUUAUCCUGUAAUACAUUUACAGAUAAUUUGUGGAAGGUUACUGUUAAAUUUCGCUUAUUAGGCUGUUUAUAUAUUCCAAUAUUUGUGUAUUCUUCUCAUGUCAGAAUAAAUGUAAUAUUGUGACUUUCCCCAUAUUGUGUGACAACAUCUCCCAUCGUGUGUUAAAUGACCUGUAUAUUUCUCUUAGACCGUAACACCGCAAAUGUUCAAUAGCUAUUUGUAGUCGAGAUAAAAUGUGUCAGUACAGGAAAUAAUUCCAGUCAUGUCCCUGCUCAAAUGUCAAAGGAAUCUGGGAGGCAGAAUCCUGUGGAUGAAGCUGAUGUGCAGAUCAGGAUGGCGGCUGCUGCACAAGAGAGGAGAUUUGUUCACCUGUCCACCCACCGAUGCCCUGGCGCACUGCAUCAGUGAAGACUGCCGCAUGGGAGCAGGGAUCGCUGUGCUCUUCAAGAAGACCUUCGGACGAGUAGAUGAGCUUCUGGCUCAGAAGAAGCAACCUGGGCAGUGUGCUGUCCUGAGAAUAUCAGAGCGUUUUGUGUACUACUUGGUCACAAAGAAAAAGUACAACCAAAAACCCACUUAUGACAAUCUCAGACAGAGCCUCGUGUCUAUGAGGGAACACUGCUUGGCCAAUGGCGUUAACAGUAUAUCCAUGCCUCGGAUUGGCUGUGGUCUGGAUAAACUGAAAUGGGAAAAUGUGUCUUCCAUUAUCACAGAAGUCUUCCAGGACACACAAAUCUCCAUCACUGUGUACACAAUCUAGACCACAGUAGGUCUGAAACUUGAAGAAUGGUUGGGGGGUGGCUUUCUAUUCCAAUGGAAUUUCACAGCAUAGUGUAUGGUGUGUAGGGUGUUCAUUAGUCUUGUUCUGGGAAACAUAGGCUCUUAAUACUGUUCCAGUUAUAUACUCUAAGAAUAUGUAGGGGUUCAGUUCCAUUGUUCUUCCAUUCUACUGUUGCAUCUCUAAAUUGUGUGGAUGUUCUUUUCUUCACUAAAGGGUCACUGGAUUGUUUGAUAAAUUAUGCUUUCUAGUUCAUAUUUUUCCAGUCAUUAUCACUAAAUUAAAUUUAGCUCUAAUAUUAGUGCACUAUAAAUGUCCCAUAAAUAAUGAUUCCACCAUUAUUCUGAUAUCCUUAUUUUCCAAUUUUCUUCUUCAGUACAUUGGUUCUCAUCUGUGUUACUGGAGAUGUUUCCAAUCUGUGUCUCAUUUCCAAAGCAGUACCCUCCAAAGGUUGCAUUUGUCAUCCUCGAACGUCACAGAACCUCUCUCAUUUCAGAAAAGCAACCAUUAUAAAAUUCACUCUUAGUCCUCAUGAGGCAUAGUUACAGUCAUUUCUGUCUUUAGAAUAUAACAGUCAGCAGAUAAAGCAGACAAAUGUGACCUCUGGAGGGU
Molecule: messenger RNA, 2502 nt
Organism: Carassius auratus (goldfish)
Lineage: Eukaryota; Metazoa; Chordata; Actinopteri; Cypriniformes; Cyprinidae
Gene: oard1
Product: O-acyl-ADP-ribose deacylase 1
Exons: 5
Coding region: 1375-1872 (165 amino acids)
Biological process (GO): peptidyl-glutamate ADP-deribosylation
Source: RefSeq, a predicted model, not a curated record